AUGCAGGAAAAUAUUUUCAUUUUACCGUUCAGUAUUUGUGCGGAACUGCGAAUCCGGUUUUUGUGGAAUAAUUCAACCAAGGGCUAUGAUGUAGCAGCGGUGGAGAGUAAGCCCAAUCACGGCUUCAUCCCACCCCGGCAGCAGAUGAGCGCUGGCGAAUGUUCUCAGCCACCUGGAGGAGGAGGUUCAGCGCGGAAGAAAUGUUACCAGACAUCGCUGAUCUGGUGUCUGGACUUUUUUGAUAAUUUCAUAGAGAUUGGGUGUGCAGAUGGGCGGUUGGAGUUCUGGGAGGGAACGACUGGUAACUUUAAGGGUAUAUAUGAAGCCGAAAACAUCCUCAACAAUAGGCUAACUAACAUAAAGCUCGCCGGUGACAAAGUGAUAGUCGCACGGUUGAGUGGACGAAUCGAUUCUCUGAGACUAGAAACGUACACGCAAGGUUGUCAGAUCGAUUGGGGUUUACGUCUGCAUAUGGGCGAACCCACGUACGCACCGGUUCGGCAGGAAGCAUUAGUUUAUUUCAGCAAUCCGUCCACAGCGUUGCCAGCUCAACAUAACGCAUCCGAGGAGGAGCUUCGAUGUAUUCUGGAGUUUCACCAGCAGUGUUACCGGUGA
Molecule: messenger RNA, 615 nt
Organism: Topomyia yanbarensis
Lineage: Eukaryota; Metazoa; Arthropoda; Insecta; Diptera; Culicidae
Exons: 4
Coding region: 1-615 (204 amino acids)
Biological process (GO): SREBP signaling pathway
Cellular component (GO): Golgi membrane; endoplasmic reticulum membrane
Molecular function (GO): sterol binding
Source: RefSeq, a predicted model, not a curated record